GACGUGCAGAACAGCUUGGCGAGGAUCGGGGCCCGCAAGGAUGAGGGUGCUUCAUGGUGUGGCAGCCUUCGCUUACAGAAUGAAGUUGGGGCUCUUGUUUUUGAUAUUGGCUCAUAUACAGUGAGAGCAGGCUAUGCGGGAGAGGACUGUCCAAAGGUUGAUUUUCCAACAGCCAUUGGUGUGGUGCUAGAAAGGGACAAUGGCAGCACUCUGAUGGAGAUAGAUGGUGACAAAGGCAAACAAGGGGGCCCGACUUACUACAUAGACACCAAUGCCCUGAGAGUUCCAAGGGAAAAUAUGGAGGCCAUUUCACCUUUGAAAAAUGGAAUGAUUGAAGACUGGGAUAGUUUCCAGGCAAUUUUGGAUCACACUUACAAGAUGCAUAUUAAAUCUGAAGCAAGUUUGCAUCCUGUCCUUAUGUCCGAAGCACCAUGGAAUACUAGAGCAAAGCGUGAAAAACUGACGGAAUUGAUGUUUGAACACUACAACAUCCCUGCUUUUUUCUUGUGUAAAACUGCUGUUCUAACAGCUUUUGCUAAUGGGAGAUCUACAGGUCUCAUUUUGGAUAGUGGAGCAACACACACCACUGCUAUUCCAGUGCAUGAUGGAUAUGUACUUCAGCAAGGUAUUGUAAAAUCACCACUUGCAGGAGACUUUAUUACUAUGCAGUGCCGGGAGUUGUUUCAGGAAAUGAAUAUAGAGAUAAUUCCUCCAUAUAUGAUUGCUUCAAAGGAGGCAGUUCGUGAGGGGUCGCCAGCAAAUUGGAAGAGAAAAGAGAAGUUACCCCAGGUCACUAGGUCUUGGCACAACUACAUGUGUAAUUGUGUCAUUCAGGACUUCCAAGCUUCUGUCCUCCAAGUAUCAGAUUCAACCUAUGAUGAACAGGUAGCAGCACAGAUGCCAACAGUUCAUUACGAGUUCCCCAACGGCUAUAACUGUGACUUUGGUGCUGAGCGCCUAAAAAUUCCUGAGGGAUUGUUUGACCCUUCUAACGUAAAGGGUUUAUCUGGUAACACGAUGUUGGGCGUGAGCCACGUUGUCACAACAAGCGUUGGAAUGUGUGAUAUAGACAUCAGGCCGGGCCUCUAUGGCAGUGUGAUUGUAGCAGGAGGAAACACUCUAAUACAGAGCUUCACAGACAGAUUGAACAGGGAGCUGUCUCAGAAAACUCCACCGAGUAUGCGCCUGAAGUUGAUAGCGAACAACACAACAGUGGAGCGGAGGUUCAGCUCAUGGAUUGGUGGUUCGAUUUUGGCUUCUUUGGGUACUUUUCAACAGAUGUGGAUUUCUAAACAAGAAUAUGAAGAAGGAGGGAAACAGUGUGUAGAAAGAAAAUGUCCUUAAACCUCUUACUGUGAAAACUGCUGCCUGCUCAGUGCUCCUUCUGUUUUAUAGCUUUAGCAUACUCAGGAAUGGAUGGACUCUUUUUUUGUAGAAAGUUUAUAUUGGAUUUUUUGCAUAAUUCAAGUUCCAUUUUUAACAAACCUUAGAAAUUCUGAGAGACCUAAUUGGUACUAUCAUAGAAAAAGGAUGUUUACAUCCCUUGGAAAGCAAUAAUUCAUGUAACGAGCAUUUUAUAAUUUUGUAUAAAUGUCUAUUUUUCUCUAGUAUCUUUUCCUGGGAACAGCUUUACAGGUUAGCUAAGAUAGAGGCAUAACCUUGCAAAUGCCUGUGCAAAUUUAUUAAAAAUCUCUUGUCUACUUUCACAUACUAGUCUUCCUUGCUGGUACUUUAGCCUUAAAUUGCUCUUAUUUCUCUCUCAAAAAAUAAAAUUUGGUCUUUUAUAUUUGAGCAACUUUGUGAGUACUUGCAGAGAAAGUUACUCUUCUGUUUUAAAAAUGGAAAGUUUUUGUAUUUAGUAAUCUACUAUAGGUGACUCAGUUCUGUGUAAGCUUUUAUUGUCUCAUGAAAGUGUUACAUUCCAUGUAGUGAAUGUUCUAUUAAGCACUGAUUUGCUAAUUUUCUAUUACAGAGUAAUUUCAUUUCAGUAAACGAUCAGUGCUUUCCACCUGAUUUCUAAGAAUGUAUAUAAUGCCUUUGUGAUGUAGGUGAGAAGCAAAACUCAUUCAAG
Messenger RNA from Cariama cristata (Red-legged seriema), 2071 nucleotides. RefSeq names its product actin-like 6A (gene ACTL6A). The annotation marks the transcript as partial. Gene Ontology annotation, molecular function: chromatin binding. Lineage: Eukaryota; Metazoa; Chordata; Aves; Cariamiformes; Cariamidae. Gene Ontology annotation, biological process: nervous system development; regulation of transcription by RNA polymerase II. Gene Ontology annotation, cellular component: SWI/SNF complex; NuA4 histone acetyltransferase complex. The record is from RefSeq and is a predicted model, not a curated record. The transcript is spliced from 14 exons.